Messenger RNA from Misgurnus anguillicaudatus (oriental weatherfish), 1495 nucleotides. The record is from RefSeq and is a predicted model, not a curated record. NCBI's taxonomy places the organism in Eukaryota, Metazoa, Chordata, Actinopteri, Cypriniformes, Cobitidae.
GAUGCAGUCAACAUCUCAUUCUGCGUCAUCUACGUGAUCAUUUUUCUGGUGGCCUUACCUGGAAAUCUGAUCGUGGGCUGUGUGAUCGGUUCGAACAGACGAUCACUUUCUUCUUCGGAUGUCUACUUGUUUAACCUGAUGUUAGCCGACACUCUAUUGGCUCUAAUCUUGCCUUUCUCUGCCGUAUCCGUAGUUCACGGCUGGGUGUUUGGGGAUUUCAUGUGUAAAGUGGUGUCCCUGGUGAAAGAAAUAAACUUUUACACCAGCAUCUUGUUUUUGGUGUGCAUCAGUGUGGAUCGCUAUAUGGUCAUUGUGCGCGCUAUGGAAUCCCAGAAUGCUCAGCGGCGGCAGUGCAGCGGUGUCGCGUGUGCAGUGGUGUGGUUUUUUGGUGGCGUGCUUUCCUUACCCUCGCUUUACAAUGAGGCCUAUUUUUUCAAAAAUGGCAAACAGAUCAUAUGUGCCGAACGCUUUAAAGUGCACAGUGCUGACGAAUGGCGACUGGCCACACGUAUCAUGAGGCACCUGCUCGGCUUUAUACUCCCUCUAGUGGUCAUGUUGACGUGCUACAGCAUGACAGUAGUGCGGCUCUUGCGUACACGUGGUUUCCAGAAGCAGAAAGCCAUGAAGGUGAUAGUCGCUGUGGUCGUGGCUUUUCUCUUGUGCUGGACCCCUUUUCACGUUGCCACGAUGGUCGACACGCUGUUGAGGGUCAGAGCCUUUAAAUUCAGUUGCUACACACGGAGCUCUGUGGAUGUUGCCGUGUUUGCUACGCAAAACCUAGGACUCGUGCACUGCUGUGUAAACCCGGUGCUUUAUGCUUUUGUGGGAGAAAAGUUUAGAAAGCAAUUUUAUGCAAUUGCUUUAAAGAAAAGGAGUUCUGGAUCGCUUUUCAAUCUCUAGAUCUAGCAGGUCUUCUUCUCUGCAAUCUGAAGUCACUUCUAACUUCCUGUGAGCUGCAGUCAUGCAAUGAACAUCGAUGUAUGUAAAUAAUUAAGACAAACUGAUACUACCUGUCUUUGUUUGCUUGUUUUACUACGUUCUGUUGUAGUGGCUAUAAUGUUGUUAUGCGAUGGCUCCCUCUAUUGUUCAAAGUCAUCACAAUGCAGGGUGAUGUGAGUGUUAAGAGAGAAAAUUGGCUAUAGGCUGGCUGAGCUUUCAAAACAAACUAUUACUUUUAUUAUCACAUUUGGGUUCCGAAUUGAAUAACAAUAAAUCUCAGUUUUUAAAAUGUUGUGUAACUCAACAUGAAUCAUCUGUGAUACAAACAUUAGUGAUGCUCCAAUUUGUGUGACUUGUUGAGGAGAGCUCACAAAUGCAUUGUUACAUUAUUUUAAAGUACUUUUAUUUUAUUCAUGAUUAUUUUUAAAAGACCUUUCAUAACUUUUCUAAACUAUUCUAACUUGAGAGGUACUUGUAACUGUCAUAUAAAUGUAAUGUUUGAAUGCGUCUGGGUGCAGACUAUUGUGUAAUGGUUUAUAAGUCCAUAAAUGCAAUA